AUGGUGCUGAUGAAGUCGUCGGUGCCCUACCGGCGGCGCAACAACCUGUACAACAUCAAGAUCUCGGAUGUCAUGCAGGAGGUGGGCGGCUGCAUGCUCCAGCUGGUCGAGGGCGCCCGCGACAGGGAGGGCCGCGUGGUGCUCCUCGUGCAGCCCCAGAACUACACCCCGGCCGCCUCGCCGCCGCUCAACGUCGUGCGCGCCGUCAUGUACCUCCUCGACAAGGCCCAGGAGGACGUGGAGGUGCAGCGGAAGGGCUUCACGGUGCUGGUCGACGGCACGGGCUCCAAGUACUCCAACUUCGACCCCAAGAUGCCCCGCGUCCUUCUCGACGGCAUUAUCUCGCGCUAUCCCGCGCGCAUCGGUUACACCAUCAUCACCAACAUGCCCUGGUUCUUCCGCUUCGUGUGGGCUGUGAUUCGGCCGCUCCUGUCGGAGAAGCUGGCGCAGCGGUUCCACAUCGUGACAGCCGACAAGCUGGUCGAGUUCAUCCCGCCGGACCGCCUCCUGCCCACCUACGGCGGCAACCUCCACUACGACCACCGCGCCUGGAUCCGAAAGCAGCACGAGAACGAGGGCCUCCCCUACUCUGGCUAG
Messenger RNA from Acanthamoeba castellanii str. Neff, 597 nucleotides. RefSeq names its product CRAL/TRIO domain containing protein. Gene Ontology annotation, cellular component: membrane. The transcript is spliced from 4 exons. Lineage: Eukaryota; Discosea; Longamoebia; Acanthamoebidae. Gene Ontology annotation, molecular function: phosphatidylinositol bisphosphate binding. The record is from RefSeq and is a predicted model, not a curated record. The coding region runs from base 1 to 597 and encodes 198 amino acids.